This is a messenger RNA of Cryptomeria japonica (Japanese cedar), 1896 nucleotides long. RefSeq names its product protein NRT1/ PTR FAMILY 2.13-like. Gene Ontology annotation, biological process: transmembrane transport. The transcript is spliced from 4 exons. The record is from RefSeq and is a predicted model, not a curated record. The coding region runs from base 1 to 1896 and encodes 631 amino acids. Gene Ontology annotation, molecular function: transmembrane transporter activity. NCBI's taxonomy places the organism in Eukaryota, Viridiplantae, Streptophyta, Pinopsida, Cupressales, Cupressaceae. Gene Ontology annotation, cellular component: plasma membrane.
AUGGAGAUAUACUCCUUAAUUUCAUCAUGGGGUUUAGAGUUUGAAGAUUCAGUGGACACGGUGAAGAGGGUUCUGAGAGCUCUAAUAUCAAAUGAGUAUCUCUUGGGCAUGGAAUCUAUCUGCGAAUGUGCAAUACCUAGAGUGGGCAUUGAUGUCUCUGAAGGAGUGGAUGAGCCAGUGUAUUAUAUUCCUUUCAUACAAUGGAAAGAAGAUGAAAUGAAGGCAAGAUUUAGGACUCUUGCAAAUCGGGGAUGGGAGGCUUUGAAGACAUUUGUAGAGUUGAUGAGAUUAGAAGCUGUGAUAAGGGAUGCAAGAAAUGAGAGCUGUGCAAAUCUUGCAGUGUUCAGCUUAUCUGCUAAUCUGGCGGUGUUCUUGAUCAAAGAAUACAAGAUGGGUUACUUUGCAGCUGCAAAUAUUUCAACCCUUUGGGGUGGAUUAAACUUUAUAGCAGCCAUUGCUGGUGCUGUUGUGGCAGAUUCUUAUCUAGGAAGGUUUUGGACAAUCCUCUUUGCCUCUUUCUCAUACAUACUGGCAUUGCUACUCAUGACAGUGGUAUCUGUUGUUAUAGAUCAAAUAAGAGGAACUGAAUAUGACAUUGUACUGCUUUAUAUAUUUCUGACACUAAUGGUUGUGGGCUCAAGUGGGGUGAAGUCAUCAUCCAUACCCUUUGGUGCAGAGCAAUUUGACAGCAUUGAUGACAAGGACAGGAAAAAUCAGCAAAGCUUUUUCAAUUGGUAUUAUUGUGCAUCUACUGUUUCUAUCAUGUUGGGCCUCACCUUUCUUGUUUAUAUACAAAGUAAUGUCAGCUGGCAAUGGGGAUUCGGUCUGGCUACUAUACUUAUGAUUAUAUCCACUCUCAUUUUCACUCUUGGAUCGAAGUAUUAUAUCAUGGUCACUCCACAAGGCAGUGCCUUGACAGCCUAUGUUCAAGUGAUCGUUGCAUCUAUUAGUAAGAGAAACUUGGUUUUGCCCUCUGAUCCAACAGAAUUGUACGAUGUGCCUUUGGACAAAGGAAAAGAUGAUUUGAAACUCUCUUCAACAGACCACUUCAAGUUUCUGAACAAGGCGGCUAUAAUCAAUAGAGAAGAUGAAAAGGAGCAUACCUCCACACCCAAUCCAUGGAAGCUCUGCCCAGUUCAGAAAGUAGAAGAGCUCAAAUCAGUGAUAAGAAUAAUACCCAUCUGGAGCGUAGAAAUAUUGGUGUCCAUCAUCUUGCUGGGCACCGCUAGCACUUACAUGAUAUACCAGGCAAUGAUUAUGCACAGAAAACUGAGCCCCCAAUUCGAAAUACCACCGGCCUCCAUGAGUGUCUUCACCCUCUUAACCAUAUCCAUUUGGCUGCCCAUCUAUGACAAACUCAUAAUUCCACUUUUCCGUCGCUUAACAAACAAAAGCCGAGGCAUUGGCUUAAUUGAAAGGAUGAGAAUGGGCCUUGUCAUCUGUGUGCUCACCAUGGUCGUAGCAGCACUGGUAGAAAUUAAGCGUAAAAAUAGCAGGGAGCCCAUCUCUGUGUUUUGGCUGGCACCACAAUAUUGUCUGCUAGGCCUGGCUGAAGCCUUUUAUGGUGUUGGUAUGAUUGAAUUCUUGUAUGUGCAGUUUCCCCAGAGCAUGAGAAGUACAGCUGUGUCAUUGCACUGGUGUGGCAUGGGUGUGGGUUUGUUACUCAGCAGUGUUGUUAUUACAGUGGUGCAUAAUGCCACUGGUGGGAACAGAAAAAAUGCUUGGCUGAAUGAAAACCUGAAUGAGGGGCGCCUCGAGUGUUUUUAUUGGUUUUUUGCAGCCCUUGGUCUGCUUAACUUGUUUUAUUUUCUUUUCUGUGCAAGGCUGGUGAGAAACCCCUGCAACAACAAUGCUGAUCAACAGCAGGAAAACAAACAAGUAUCAAUGCCUAUCUAA